AUGGCGAAAUUCACCAUCCUCGCACUUGUCCUCUUUGCAGUGUAUGUUUCUCUAGCUCCUUCAAGUGAGGAAUUGAUAAAGAAUGCAAACCGUGAUCCAAUUCCUGCACGGUUUGAUAACUGGUACUCUGUGAAUUCACUUUCCUAUUGGUUAGAGUAUGAGCUGUCUUCUCCAUCCAAUACCAAAUUGUCAUUUACAUUCAAUGAAGCUAACAUGAGUGAACCAUUUCCAGAUUUUAACUUGAAAACCAAUGAAUUGAAUGCAGCUCUCUAUCAACAUUUUCCUUUUCCGGAAAGCUCCAACAAUUUGACUAUGCUUGGUCUCUUCAAUGUUACAUUUUCUUCUUCUGAGAAGAGAGAUGAGAACGCCAUUACUUUUCUCAAUGUCUUCUUAUUUCGAGGGGGUAUUUUAAACACCUAUGCCAAUACUGUUCGCUAUUUCAUUUUCAAUGGCACUCACUUUGUGGAUCCACCAAACAAAAUUCUCUCCACAGGAUUGUCAGGUUUUGAGUGGAAUCAUUUCAAGUUGGAAAAUCAAAGUAUUAUCUUUGGUGUAUUCGGGUACCAAUUCAAACCUCAAUUCAACUUACAAAUUCUGGUUCCUGGACCAAGGGAUGAAGAAAUUACUCCAUACUUCUCUCUUAAUGAUUACACUCCAUCAGCCAAAAAUGAAAUGCCAUAUGGUUAUAUUGCCUUACGUUCGCUUCAAUAUAUUCAAUCCACCAAUCCAGCUCCAGUUUUAGGAAGACAACGAUGGUAUUUUAUGUUCAAUUCAAGUCAGGGUUUUACUGAUGUGAAUGGACAAGUGGUGUCCAUACAUACAUCUUCCUUAAAAUGUGCAUGUGCUAAAGACACGAAUUCAAGAUUAGCAACUAUGUGGUAUGCAUCAGUGUCAGACAACCAGUUGACUUGUGAAAAUAGUGGAAUUUGUAAUUAUUUUGCUGUGGUCGCAAAAUCAUCAGUUGCUCCUUCACCAUCUGUCAGUAGUGCUGUGGUCACUCCUUUAACGAUUGGGUCAACCAUUCAAGAUACCAUUCAUUCCAUUUCUCAGAAGAAGUAUUACAAAAUAGACAUGUUUCCUAAUACUAAGGUCAACAUUAAGGCUUCGUCAGCCGAAGGAAUUGGUAUAUUAUACAUUAAUGCUUAUUCCAUCCCUAAAGCAGACUCCUUUGAUGAGAAACUUGACUUGACAAGUGGCAGUUCUUCUGUGAUAGUCAACAAUUAUCUGUCGGAAGUGAAAGAAGUAUUUCUUCUCAUUGAACCAACAACGUCCUCUCUGAGUUUUUCCAUUUCCACAACUUCUCAAGAUAUUCAUUUUCAUGAACCGUUAGGGCCAGGAGCCAUUAUUGGAAUUGCUGUUGGGUCCUCCGUCUUUGCAAUGUGUAUGAAGGUUUUACUUGUCCUUGUUGCACUUGUGAUUGUUUACAAAGGACAGAAAAAACAUCGAGCACCUGAUAGUGUCUAUCAAGCAUUAACAAGAUAA
Molecule: messenger RNA, 1482 nt
Organism: Naegleria lovaniensis
Lineage: Eukaryota; Heterolobosea; Eutetramitea; Acrasida; Naegleriidae
Exons: 2
Coding region: 1-1482 (493 amino acids)
Source: RefSeq, a predicted model, not a curated record